AUAGGCUUUUUCUAGGGCAGCUUCAUUCAGGACCCGGUCAGUUAGCCACGGUUAGCAUUAGCAAUCAAAUUCAAAAGUGCCAGGACGGUUCCGCUCGUGCGAGUAAACCCGAACAUGGCUGCGUCACCGGCGGUCACAACACUGAGUGAAAAUCCGACUGAAGUCUUCUUGGACGUCGCCAAGUUGUUACUAACAUACGCGGACAAUAUUUUAAGGUUUCCCAACGAAGAGAAGUACAGGUCGAUUCGUAUUGGCAACCCUACCUUCUCCACCAAGCUGCUGCCCAUCAAAGGUGCUGUGGAAUGUCUCUUUGAGAUGGGAUUUGAGAAGGCUGAGACUCACUUGGUCUUCCCCAAGUCUGCAUCAGUGGAGCAGCUUAAGCUCAUCAGGGAAUCCAUUGCAGCAGAGAGGGAGAGCUGUAUAAGCUUCUUAAGGACACUUCAAUCCAACUUCGAACAUGUGAUGAUGUACGAAAACCUUGAGCUGCAGCAGAAGGCCAGGGACCGCAUCCCUCAUCAUGAGCUGUCCUCUGCUGCUCAAGACAAACUCAGAGCUGCUGUUGAGGCUGACCCAGGUUGUAAACUUGGAAUAGAAGACUUCCUGGUACUAGAGUUGCUCAGGUGGUUCAAGCAGGACUUCUUCUCUUGGGUGGACCGCUUGCCCUGUAGCCGCUGUGGAGGGCCGACCAGUCAUGCAGGCUCCCUCAGGCCCAGCGAUGAUGACAGCCACUGGGGCGCUCACACAGUGGAGAACCAUUACUGUGAGAGCUGCAAGCUCUCCACCAGAUUCCCCAGGUAUAACCAUCCUGAGAAGUUGUUGGAAACCAGGAGGGGGCGCUGUGGGGAGUGGGCAAACUGUUUCACCCUGUGCUGCAGAGCCCUUGGCCUUGAGGCCAGGUACAUCUGGGACAGCACAGACCACGUGUGGACGGAGGUUUACUCGGUCUCCCAGCGUCGUUGGCUCCACUGUGACUCGUGUGAGAACGUCUGUGAUAAACCGCUGCUGUACGAGGUCGGCUGGGGAAAGAAACUGGCCUACGUCCUGGCUUUCUCUAAGGAACAGGUAGUCGAUGUGACGUGGACGUAUUCCUGUAAACGUCCAGAGGUUUUGUCCAGAAGGACCAGAGUUCAGGAGGCCUCGCUGCUGCACAUCAUCAAUCACCUCAAUGCUUCAAGGAAACAGUCACUGAACACGAACACGAAGAGGAAGAGGAAGAGGAAGAAGGAGCUGACCGAGAGGUUGCCUGUUGAGCUUGUUGAGUUCAUUUCUCCAAAGAAACCAAAACCAGGAGAGCUGGGGGGCCGCAACUCUGGGUCUCUGGCCUGGAGGGUAGCCCGGGGCGAGACUAGCGCGGCCGAUACAGGGACCUCCGAACAGGUUUCAGGUUUCGUGUUUACUGCUACUGAGGAAGAAAAGAGUGCCGGGUUACUACAUGUGCACUACAAUGCCACCAAAGACCAGUACUGCCGAGUGUCCAACAACUCUGAGAUCAUCCAGAGCUGGGAUCAGUGUGUGUGGAGGAAGGAGUCUGUCUUCAGAAAGGUGGAGAAUGACUGGCAGAUGGUGUACAUAGCCCGAACGGAAGGGUCUUCGUCGGGCAAAAUCAGCUGGAAGUUUGACUUUGCUUCAGCAGGAAUGAAGAUUAAGUCUGUUUCCGUCAUGGCCAGUAGCCAGACCUUCCAAUCUGGGAAAGUCUGUUGGCGCUUGCAGUCCGGCCAGAUUACAACAGAGUUCCCUGGAGAUGGAAAGAUGGAAUCGUUCUCCUCUAUGUCUGGAGCUUCAGAGCUCAUUGUAGCAGCAGAACUCAGCGGGGGAGAUGGGGAUGUCUCGUGGCAGCACACUCAGCUGUUCAGACAGAGCCUGAAGGACACAGAGGAGUCAUCAUUUGAAAUCCUAAUCUACCUUCAAGAUGCUUAACAGUAGUUUUUAACUUAAAAAAAAAAUUAACCCAUAAUUGUUCUUUACCAAACUGUGGAGGCGACAGGCACCUCUUGACAAAAUCAGUGCACUAUAUAAAUGUGUAUUCUCUCCAGGACGAUAGAACAUGCAUGGCCUAAUGAUAGAUGAUUGAAUUGAACCUUUUAAUGUUUAUCUUUUAAAAACCAUAAAGCCAUAUAAGUUUUUUUUUUUUUUUUUUGACAAUUUGCCUCCACUGUGAAUCUGCUGGUCAUAUGUGAUGCGCGGAGACAUUCCACAUAGUACGCAAGGGAGCGCAUGUGGCUCCAGAUCUGUUGUUUGUAAUAAACUGUCUCUUUUGGUGAGUGUGUAUUAUGUUUUUUUUUGUUGUUGUUGUUUGUUUUUUUGCAUCUGGUCAUACCCAGUGAUGUGUGUUUGCAAUUCUAAAUGGAUCAGAUUAAUUUUUGAGUUGCUGUGAUGAAAAGAACUCAUGUAGUGUAUGGUAAUAAAGAUAUUUUUGUAGUGUG
Messenger RNA from Mugil cephalus (flathead mullet), 2423 nucleotides. Its product is annotated as peptide-N(4)-(N-acetyl-beta-glucosaminyl)asparagine amidase-like. Bases 115 to 1917 code for a protein of 600 amino acids. NCBI's taxonomy places the organism in Eukaryota, Metazoa, Chordata, Actinopteri, Mugiliformes, Mugilidae. Gene Ontology annotation, biological process: protein quality control for misfolded or incompletely synthesized proteins; glycoprotein catabolic process; protein deglycosylation. The record is from RefSeq and is a predicted model, not a curated record. Gene Ontology annotation, cellular component: nucleus; cytoplasm; cytosol. Gene Ontology annotation, molecular function: peptide-N4-(N-acetyl-beta-glucosaminyl)asparagine amidase activity. The transcript has 12 exons.